Molecule: messenger RNA, 1292 nt
Organism: Lycium barbarum (goji berry)
Lineage: Eukaryota; Viridiplantae; Streptophyta; Magnoliopsida; Solanales; Solanaceae
Exons: 11
Coding region: 103-1068 (321 amino acids)
Source: RefSeq, a predicted model, not a curated record
UUUAAAUUUGUGUUAUAAUUAAAAACCAUCGCCAUAUAUAACACGUUACUUUCUAAAUUAAGGCAUUGAAUAAAGGUGUAAGUUCACCGGAGAUAUUAAAACAUGGCGAUGCAAACAGGCGUCGCGACUUCCAAAGUACUCAUACUCGUCGGCGCAGGUUUGACUGGGUCAGUAAUAUUGAAGAGUGGACGAUUAUCCGAUCUAAUCUCACAGCUUCAGGAGGUGAUAAAUGGCGUGAAUGCAGCUGAAACAUCACCUGGUAAAUAUGACACUGCUCUUCUAGCAGCUCAGAUUCGACAAUUAGCACAAGAGAUUCGGGAGAUGAGCAUAUCAAAUCCAAUUACUAUUUUCAAUAAGGAUUCUUCCUCCAGUGGGAGCUAUGCUUCUUACAUUCUUCCAGCUGCCGCAGUUGGGGCGGCGGGAUAUUGUUACAUGAAGUGGAAGGGUUGGUCAUUUUCUGAUGUAAUGUAUGUAACAAAGCAUAAUAUGGCGAACGCUGUUGCAUCCGUGUCUAAGCAGUUGGAAAACGUAUCUGACGCAUUGGCUUCUACAAGAAGACAUUUGACGAAGAAGCUGGAAAACUUGGACUGGAAGCUAGAUGAGCAAAUUGAGACAUCAAAACUUAUUACUUAUGAUGUGAGAGACGUUAAGGCUAAUCUGAAUCAAAUUGGUUUUGAUAUAAACUCAAUCUAUGAGAUGGUGUCUGGAUUGGAAGGGAAGAUUGAGCUUCUUGAGAGUAACCAGGAUGUGACAAAUUCUGGUUUGUGGUACUUGUGCCAAGUUGCCGGGGGCAUUAAGGAUGGUGAAAGUACUAGAGUUAUUCAGGGCGUCGAGGCUAAGCUGAUAGAGCAUUCAAAGUUGACUCCCAAGGAAAAUUCCGUGAAGGGGCUUGAGUUCAUUGCUGAAUCUAACGAAUCAAGUGUGCCACCGAAAUUGGUUACUGAUACUGAAGGAAAAGAUCUUAGUGGCUAUCCUGCCAAAGGUCCAGUUGUUAGCAAAAUGAGGAUUCACAGAUCUUAUCCAGUUGGGUUGUCUUUAACAAGGAGCGUGUUGGGUCCAGGAUUCUGACCUCUAACUUAUCCUCUAUUCAAAGUUGGAUCACUUGGAUGUGAUUACCCGAUUCAUUUUGUUUAUAUAUUGAUCGACGGCUGGUUGAUUCGUGGCCUCUGUGGUUGCCCACAACAUUAUACACAUACAAGGUUGUUUGUUCUUUUCUUCUUUUGUUUUCCCCUUUUACAUGUCAUAUAAAGCUGUAUUUGUAACAAUAUAAUAAAUGCGUUUCAUUUUGGUCA